Molecule: messenger RNA, 1803 nt
Organism: Pieris rapae (cabbage white)
Lineage: Eukaryota; Metazoa; Arthropoda; Insecta; Lepidoptera; Pieridae
Exons: 1
Coding region: 51-1520 (489 amino acids)
Source: RefSeq, a predicted model, not a curated record
UAUAUGCAGUGAGCGAUAAAGCGCGCGUCAGUUAGUACCCGUCGUUCGCCAUGCCGGCCUGUGCGCCAGAGUACCGCUUUGUACGUUCUAAUACUGAUCUUCCCUUUUCGCCAAGACCUAAGCGAUGUCACCACCAACCACCAUACACUCUGCGGCGAUCGUUCUCUUCUUCAUUCUCUCUUAUACCUGAGGAACAAGCUGUGCCGCCGGAACACCCAUCGCCAUUAUGGAAACUCAUACGGAUCCUUACAUGGUUACCACGUCAAUUUCUUCGUCCGCUGUUUGCGAUACUUAACAUUAUCGCACAUCCAGCUUGGAAGCAAAUUCUCUUGGUGCUACCGACUCUGUGGAUUGCCGCAUCGUUGUUCAUAUUUUGGAAGUGCAUCCAGUGCCCACUUGGACUAUUGAAGAUGAUCGGGAGUGCCUUAUCAAGCAGCCCCAACAAACAGAAAACAGUAUUAAUCAGUGGUGGUAGUUCUAUUCAAGCAUUGCAUCUCGCACGGAACUUUCACUCCGCCGGCGCCAAAGUGAUAGCCUUUGAAAUUGAGGGCCAGUUCCCUUUGCUGAAAUAUUCGGCUGCUGUGAGUAAGUUUUAUACUGUACCUCGACCAAAUUCUGGUGAUCCCUUGGCGUACACCCGAGCCUUAAAAGAAAUUGUUCAGAAAGAGUCAAUUGUAUUUUAUGUACCUGUCAGUUCUUCAACGCCUGCUUACUUCGAUGCUUUAGCAAAACCUCAUCUUGAAGUGAUUGGGUGUCAGUGUUUUGUGCCGUGUGCUCGUGACGUUGUCACUUUAGAUGAUCCACUAGAACUGAUCCGCGUAUGUCGCGUAGCAGGUUUACCAACGCCGCAAUUUUGGGUUGUUGCCAGCGAGGAUGAUGUAAGAUCUUGGUAUGAGACUCGUGCCAUAAAGGGCAAAAAAUAUUAUAUUGUAAGUGCAGGUGCAAGAGGGGCAAGAGAUCGUAUGAGAUUUGUAUUGCCGGAAAGUGUAACGCAUUUUAGAUUUCAUCGUGAAAUCAGUGCAGAAAAGCCUUGGGUCAUCAUUAGAGAACCAAAGGGAGAAAAGCUGAUGACCUGUACUACAUUGAAAGAAUCGAGGGCAGUUAAUAAUGUUACUUGCCGAUUAGAGUCUGAUAGAAAGGGCCUAAUACCACAAAAGGAUGAAGAUACUGAUGCAUGGGUACAGAAAUUUGUUUCGUGUCUUACUGCCGCGCGGCCGAUGACUGGUCAUAUAUCCUUCAGGUUGGUGAAGGAUGAAAAUCCUGAAAACGGCAAAAAGAAAAUAGUGGCAAUCGGUGCACGCGUUGGUGUAUCAUUACCUUAUUUGUGCCAAGGAUCUAAAGGAUGUGCUCAUGGUGCAACUGUAGGAAAGCUUUUGAAUACUGUGCUCGAUACCCGCGAAGCUCUUUUUGCAUAUUGGGAUCCCCUUCCAUACUGUGCGUACUUCCAGUCCCGUUCACCGGACGACCGCCGCCCUCCAACGCCGGAACCCUGCAAGACCCCACCACAUGCACCCAACUGAGUCAUGAAGAGGCUGGUGUACUACACUUUGUACCUGAGGAGCGCGUGAAUGUACUAAUUAAAAUAGUACACGCCUUUUAAAAACACGCUCUCUGUUUUUCGUUGGCCUCUUGUCCGGACAAUAUAUCAAUGGUUCCGCGAACUGAGGACGACGCCAUUGUAACUACUACGUAGAUAUGAAUAUUAUUGUAAAAGUCCUUUAAGUACUUGCCAUUUUAAUUUUAAUUUUAGAUGUUAAGACUUCGAAUAUUAUUAUAAAUGUUUAUUUAAUGUACCUACUAAUG